UCUGAGGAUAUCACUGCCAUUUCUGUUCCCUCAAGCAUCAUUCAUUAUUGCUAGGGUUUCUGUGUUUCCGAAACAAAGAGACGAAGAUCAUGCCUGCCAGAGAGAAUGGCGCCAUAACCAACCUAUCUUCCUCCUCAGACACUCUCAUCAAUCUCGAUCAUGGCGAUCCGAUUGUGUUCGAGUCGUUCUGGAAGAAGAUGGGUGAAAAGUGCAGCGUCGUGAUUUCCGGCAGCCAGUCGCUGAGCUACUUUGCCAAUACGAAGAAUCUGUGCUGGUUCUUGGAGCCGGAAUUGGAGGAGGAGAUCCGGCGGCUCCAUCGGGUGGUCGGAAACGCGGCAGCCGAGGACCACUACGUGGUGGUGGGGACUGGCUCGACACAGCUCGUUCAGGCGGUCCUCUUCGCUCUCUGCUCAUCGGCGUCCGGUGAGACGCCGCCGGAGCCUGUCAGUGUGGUUGCCGCUGCUCCUUACUACUCGUGCUACCCAGAAGUGACGGACUUUCUGAGCUCAAAGCUGUACAAAUGGGGAGGAGAUGCUCAAAGCUUCGACAAGAAAGGGCCAUACAUCGAGUUCGUGACAUCACCAAACAACCCAGAUGGCAGCAUUCGAGAAUCCAUUAUUGUGAAGAAGCGAGGUGAAGAAGAAGGUAAGGUAGUGCAUGACCUGGCCUACUACUGGCCUCACUACACUCCUAUCACUUCUCCGGCCCGUUUUGACAUCAUGCUCUUCACUGUUUCCAAAUGCACUGGCCAUGCCGGAUCUCGCAUUGGAUGGGCUCUUGUGAAGGACAAGUAUGUGGCAACAAGGAUGACAAAGUUCAUAGAGGUGAACACAAUUGGGGUCUCAAAGGAGUCCCAGCUCCGAGCUUCAAAGAUCUUGGGAGCCAUCUCCGAUGGCAGCCUGCAAUCCAGCUCAAACAACUUCUUCGAAUAUGGUCGUCUUCUAAUGGAAGAAAGAUGGGAGAAGUUGAGGCAAGUGGUUGGAAGAAGCAACAUCUUCAGCCUCCCUAAAUACCCACAAGAGCAUUGCCUCUUCACCGGCAAGCUCAGUGAAACUCAUGCUGCCUUUGCAUGGAUGAAACACAACAUGGCGACUGAGGACCUGGAGAAGCUUCUUCGAGGAAAGAAGAUUCUGUCGAGAAGCGGGAGUCGAUUUGGGAGCGAUCAGAGUUAUGUCAGGCUGAGCAUGUUGGGUCGGGAAGACGAGUUCAAGCUCUUUCUAGAGAGGUUGACGGCCAUACAAUAAGUCAGCCGCCAGAAACCAUGCAUUGUUUUGAUGAUCAGUUAUGGAUGCCGAAUGCUGAAUGCAAGCUGAUUCACACACAAUUAGAAUUUUAGGCUAUACUGUUACAUACACAAGCAUACAACCCAGGAUAUGAUAUUUUUCUUUCCUUUUUUAAGCUUUCUGAUAGGGAAUUUGUUUUCAAUUAGUUAUGCAAUGUGAACCCCAUUAUUAAUUCAUUUGGGAUCCAUUUUUUUAUUUCCAAGAAGACAAUUCUUUUUUACAUGGGGCAUUGUUAUUGAACAAUAUUGUUGGCUCACUUA
Messenger RNA from Diospyros lotus (date-plum), 1543 nucleotides. RefSeq names its product L-tryptophan--pyruvate aminotransferase 1. Gene Ontology annotation, biological process: amino acid metabolic process. The transcript has 5 exons. The record is from RefSeq and is a predicted model, not a curated record. Bases 90 to 1244 code for a protein of 384 amino acids. NCBI's taxonomy places the organism in Eukaryota, Viridiplantae, Streptophyta, Magnoliopsida, Ericales, Ebenaceae. Gene Ontology annotation, molecular function: carbon-sulfur lyase activity; transaminase activity.